This is a messenger RNA of Patiria miniata (bat star), 4859 nucleotides long. Its product is annotated as fibropellin-1-like. Gene Ontology annotation, molecular function: calcium ion binding. Lineage: Eukaryota; Metazoa; Echinodermata; Asteroidea; Valvatida; Asterinidae. The record is from RefSeq and is a predicted model, not a curated record. The transcript has 34 exons. Bases 55 to 3870 code for a protein of 1271 amino acids. Gene Ontology annotation, cellular component: plasma membrane; protein-containing complex. Gene Ontology annotation, biological process: heterophilic cell-cell adhesion; establishment or maintenance of epithelial cell apical/basal polarity.
CUCUCCGGUGUUUUACGCGGAACUGACUGUACAGACUUUAGACAUGGCGUAUUGAUGCAGUCUUUAAUUUACUCUAGUACUAGUACUCGACAUGUAGCGGGAAUGAUUCGUCUUUUUCUUCUCGUCCUGGCCGUGUGCCUGGGCGGCUCUACCGCCUUACCAAAGAGUGGUGUGUACGAAAAGAAUGAAUUCUACCGAGACUUGGAAUUGUUGGAGCGUGUUUUAGAGGACGACAGCGGGCUGGAUAAGCUUCAAUCCAGAGAUACACAGGAGUCUACAAAGCUGGAUAUUAUCGGCAAGCCUACGAUUCAAACCACCCAGUUUAAAAAAGGCAAACCUUCCCGAGCGGUGGACGGAAAUACCGACGGAGUUUAUGCUCAUAACUCAUGCACACUUACACGUGUGCAAACAAAUCCCAGUUGGAGGGUAGACCUUGGAGAAGAACACUGCAUUAGUAAAGUCACCCUUUAUAACAGAAAGGACUGCUGUAACUACCGUCUCCAAAAUGCCCAAGUCCGAGCCGGGAGGAACGAAUCCAUUAAGGAGAACAAGGAAUGCGGUAGGCGAGUCCGUAGAGCUGAGGUCAAAGUGGCCGGUGGAGUCGUGAAGAGGCGGUGUGAGCAGCCGAUACUGGCGCGUUACGUCUCCGUCGAUAUCCCCGGAAAGAAACGCAUGCUGACGCUGUGUGAAGUCGAGGUGGAGGAGGUGCCUCUUGAACGUUGUCUUGACAUGGAUGAGUGUGAGAGUAGCCCUUGCCAGAAUGGUGUCUGUCAUGACGACGUGAACGGUUUCACCUGCGAAUGUUCCCCGGGCUACGAAGGCGUGCUGUGCGAAAUAAAUACCGAUGAAUGUGGCAGCAACCCUUGUGAGAACGACGGCGUGUGCGUUGAUGGAGUAGACGGAUUUACCUGCGACUGCUCACCGGGUUUCGAGGGCACCUUGUGUGAGACUAAUAUCGACGAGUGUGCCAGCGAGCCAUGCCAGAAUGGCGCCGAGUGCAUGGAUGGUGUCAACGAGGUGACCUGCACAUGUGUUGAGGGGUUUACAGGACCUGUCUGUGAAAUCGAUAUCCAGGAGUGUGAGAGCGACCCUUGUCUGAAUGAAGGCGUCUGUGUCGACCAGGUCAAUGCAUUCCAAUGUGAAUGUCCUGCAGGCUUCGAAGGAGACACCUGUGAGAUAGAUAUCGACGAGUGUGCCAGCGAGCCGUGCCAGAAUGGUGCCGAGUGCGUGGAUGGUGUCAACGAGGUUACCUGCACAUGUGCUGAGGGGUUUACAGGACCUGUCUGCGAAAUUGAUCUCCAGGAGUGUGACAGCUACCCUUGUCUGAAUGAAGGCAUCUGUAUUGACCAGGUGAAUGCAUUCAAAUGUGAAUGUCCUGCAGGCUUCGGAGGACACACCUGUGAGACAAAUAUCGACGAGUGUGCCAGCGAGCCAUGCCAGAACGGCGCCGAGUGCGUGGAUGGUGUCAACGAGGUGACCUGCAACUGUGCCGAAGGGUUUAGUGGACCGGUCUGUGAAACAAGUUUGAUUCCAGAAGAGCAGAAUGAGUGUGACAGCAGCCCAUGCCAGAAUGGUGUCUGUAUUGACGAGGAGGAUGCCUUCACUUGCGAAUGCUCCCCAGGCUACAAAGGAACCUUGUGCGAAAUCAAUAUUGACGAAUGUGGCAGCGUUCCAUGCCAGAAUGGUGCAACCUGCAUGGAUGGUGUCAACGAGGUGUCAUGCACGUGUGCUGCCGGAUUUACUGGACCCGUUUGUGAAAAUAACAUCGACGAGUGUGAGAGCAGUCCUUGCCAGAAUGGCGUCUGCGUUGACGAAGUGGACAGUUUCAGCUGUGAAUGCUCCCCAGGCUAUGAGGGCACACUGUGCGAGAUUAAUACUGACGAAUGUGGCAGCGACCCAUGCCAGAAUGGUGCAACCUGCGUGGAUGGUGUCAACGAGGUGUCAUGCACGUGUGCUGCAGGAUUUACUGGACCUGUUUGUGAAACUAAUAUCGACGAGUGUGAGAGUAGCCCUUGCCAGAAUGGCGUCUGUGUUGACGAAGUGAACGGUUUCAGCUGCAAAUGCUCCCCAGGUUACGAGGGUGCACUGUGCGAGACGAACAUUGACGAGUGUGCCAGCGAUCCAUGCCAGAAUGGCGCCACCUGCGUAGAUGGUGUCAACGAAGUUUCGUGCACGUGUGCUGCAGGGUUCACAGGGAUACUCUGCUUAAUUAAUACCGAUGAGUGUAGUAGUGCCCCGUGCCAAAACGGAGCUUCCUGCGUUGAUGGCGUCAACAGCUACUCAUGUAUAUGCGCCAUGGACUUCACCGGAAAUGUUUGCGAAACAGCUGUGGAAGAGCCAUUCAGUGAAUGUGACGUCAGUCCCUGUGAUAACAACGGCGUCUGUAUCGAGGAUGAAGAAGAAGGGUUUACCUGUGACUGUUUACCGGGCUUCGAGGGGACCUUGUGUGAAAUAGAUAUCGACGAGUGUGAGAGCAGCCCUUGCCAGAAUGGCGUCUGUGUUGACGAAGUGAACGGUUUCAGCUGCGAAUGCUCCCCAGGCUACGAGGGUGCACUGUGCGAGACGAAUAUUGACGAGUGUGCCAGCGAUCCAUGCCAGAAUGGCGCCACCUGCGUAGAUGGUGUCAACGAGAUUUCUUGCACGUGUUCUACAGGGUUCACAGGGUUACUCUGCUCAAUUAAUACGGAUGAGUGUAGCAGCGCCCCGUGCCAAAACGGAGCUACCUGCGUUGAUGGCGUCAACAGCUACUCAUGUAUAUGCACCAUGGACUUCACCGGAAACGUUUGCGAAACCGCAGUGGAAGAGCCGUUCAGUGAGUGUGACGUCAGUCCCUGUGAGAAUAAUGGCGUCUGUAUCGAGGAGGGAGAGGAAGGGUUUACCUGUGACUGUUUACCGGGCUUCGAGGGGACCUUGUGUGAAAUAGUGCUACAAGGAUGCUCUCUUAACUCUUGCGAGAAUGGACUCUGCAUUAAAGACAAUGUUGGGGGAUCAAAAUGCGUUUGUUCCCUUGGUUACCAAGGCUCCAUGUGCGAGAUUGACAUCGAUGAGUGCAGCAGCAAUCCAUGCCAGAAUGGUGCAACUUGUGUGGACGGUGUCGUCGAGGUGUCGUGCGUCUGUCCCGUUGGGUUUGGCGGCGAUCUUUGCGAAAGGAAACUUGAAGGAUGUUUCCUUAAACCUUGCGAGAAUGGAAUCUGCAUGAAAGACGACAUCGGGGGAACCAAAUGCGUUUGUUCCCUUGGCUUCGAGGGUUCCAUGUGCGAGAUCAAUAUCGACGAGUGCAGCAGCGAUCCGUGCCAGAAUGGUGCAACCUGCGUGGACGGUGUCGUCGAGGUGUCGUGCGUCUGUUCUGAUGGAUUUAGUGGAGCUCUUUGCGAAACAAAAUUGGAAGGUUGUUUCCUUAACCCUUGCCAGAACGGAAUCUGCAUGAAAGACGGUGCAGAGGGAUCCAGAUGUGUCUGUCCUCUUGGCUUUGAGGGCAUCGUGUGUGAGAUCAACAUCGAUGAGUGCGCUAGCAAUCCGUGCCAGAAUGGUGCAGCUUGUGUGGACGGUGUCGUCGAGGUGUCAUGCGUCUGUCCGGAGGGGUUCGGUGGAGAUCUUUGCGAAACAAAACUGGCCAUUGAAGGAUGUUUUCUUAACCCCUGUGAGAAUGGAAUCUGCAUGAAAGACGACGAAGAGGGAUCCAAAUGUGUUUGUUCCCUUGGCUACGAGGGUGCCAUGUGCGAGAUCAAUAUCGAUGAGUGUAGCAGCAAUCCGUGCCAGAAUGGUGCAACCUGUGUGGACGGUGUUGUCGAGGUUUCGUGCGUUUGCCCCGAUGGGUUCGGUGGAGAUCUUUGCGAAACUAAUAUUUGUCCUGUCGGUGUGUCGAAGUAAAUAAUAAUCUCAUUGUAGGGCGCGAUCCUCAUGGACCACCAACUACCAUCAGGCCAUCACAUUAGUCAUCUUUCUGUGAGACGCUUCCUUGACAGUCAACUUUGUCGUCCCUUCAUCGAGAGUCACCUAGCAGUAACUAUGCGAAAUGACCACUGAUCAAGCUAUCCUUAGACCGUGCUAAACGUCAAAUUAUAAGUGGAAACAAUAAUUCUAGUUAUUAGACCAUUCAACCUUGAAACACUCGGAAGAAAUCACCUGCGAGUUUCAAAAUCUGUUAUUAUAACCAAGAAAGCUAGUUCCCCAAUUGCAUGCACUGAGGAGAUUUAAAAUCAAUCCUGGUAAACAACUUGUGAACAACUUCACUGCAAAAACUGUGGUGUUAAUUAAACACCAUUUGGUAUCUAUAUAGGACAACACCAGUAAAAUUUAACACCAGAUGGUCAUAUAUAGAUACCAAUGGUGUAUAAUUAACACCGCAGCUUUUGCAGUGUUGUGGUACAAAAGCGCACACUGAAAUAUUGGUUGAAAUUACAGAAAUCUUACAUCUUUACACUCAGUCAAAAUUGAAUCUGUCCGUCUUUAGAAACUAACAUGAUAGCAACAACGGUGUCUACAUAAUGACCUCCUAACUGUCCUGAAAAUAGUGACCAACUAUCCUUUAGUUACUGAAUUUGCGGGAAAUCGUGAACAUUUAAGUAUUAUUUUUGGUAAUUUAAUUCAACGGGGGUGAAAGGGUUUCAGCAGUUUUGUGUUCAUAUGUCUGUAUUGUUGUUAGUAUACGUACUACUCCUUGAUAAAGUGACGAGACAUGCUUUUAGACCAUUUUAAGUGUUUACCGCGUUGUAUUUUGAGAGCAAAUGCGAUCACAGUCAAAAACAAAAUAUACUUCGGUCUAAUACCUUAGUGCUUGGUUCAUUUAAUAAAAUUAACACCAAUUUUUACCUAAAUGUAUUAUUUAUGAGGGUCUUAGAAACCAAUAUCUAAGGCCC